Cordyceps militaris CM01 is the source of this 6909-nucleotide messenger RNA. RefSeq names its product COPII coat assembly protein sec16. NCBI's taxonomy places the organism in Eukaryota, Fungi, Ascomycota, Sordariomycetes, Hypocreales, Cordycipitaceae. The record is from RefSeq and is a predicted model, not a curated record. Bases 1 to 6909 code for a protein of 2302 amino acids. Gene Ontology annotation, biological process: autophagy; Golgi organization; COPII vesicle coat assembly. Gene Ontology annotation, cellular component: ER to Golgi transport vesicle membrane; endoplasmic reticulum exit site. The transcript is spliced from 3 exons.
AUGAAAUCUUUGAGUCUUCUUGGUCUCGUUGGUCUUGUGACCGCCGCUGCCGUGCCUAGCAACGACGGCUUUCCCAUGCCAAGCAAAGACCAACAAGUUGCCCUGGAGAAGCAAGCCGGCGGUAAACUUCCCAAUGUGGCAUUGCCUAAAGAGCUCGGACCGGGGAGCACGACCGCGUUCCAGCUCAUUACUUUCAACGAAUUGUUCGAGACAGCCUACUUUGACUCCCUCCUCCAGAACAUCACGAGCGGAGUGCAAGGCUACGAAGCCGAGAACAAGGAAGAGUUGAUCAAGAUUUUCUCUACCGUGCGAGCUCAAGAGGAAAUACAUGUCCUCGCAGCCCAGGCGGCCCUUAUGGCGGCCAACACCUCCUUUGUUCCGUCGGCUUGCAAGUACAUGUUCCCGACCACCAAUUUGACACAAGCCGUCAAUCUUGCGGAGACGUUUACAGCUGUUGUUCUCGGUGCGCUCCAGGGCGCGAAUGUUUUAUUCGCUCAAGAGAAUGUCACCAUCCCCAUUCAACUCAUCUCGUCCGUCAUUGGUCAGGAAGGCGAGCAGAACGGUUACUAUCGCACGGUCCUAAAAGAAGUGCCCUCAGAGUCACCAUUCUUGACGGCAGUGCCGGCCGCCUUUGCAUUUUCCGCCCUGCAAAUGUUCGUCGUGCCCGGGUCGUGCCCGUACCCGCUCGCCAACAUUGGCUUGCCCAUCUUUCCACCGAUGAUGGUCAAUGGCGAGGCAGUAGCCGCGCUGGAGCCCAAGGAUCAAAUGCUUUCCUUUUCGGCCGAUUUGAGCAUGUCUGAGCAGGCUAUGAAGUAUGCCGGAGGUAAUGGCACUGAUCUUUUUCUGACUUACACCACUGGUCAGUCAAAGCCCUUCUCGAUGGAGAUUAGCAACGUCAAGUGGGAUGGUGGCAAGAUCAGCUUUGAUGCAGCUUUCCCAUUUUCCGAAAAUGUCAUGGGUGGUUUCAGCCAUGCUGCUUUGACCACCGGGAACGUUUUCGAGUCAGCGAAUGAUCUUACUCAUUGCACACUUGCUGGACCUGGUAUCAUCCAGAGCGCUCCAGUACCGUCAGACGCUCACGACACGCCCGCGAAACCCACGAUACCCGAAGUGGCGCCUAGCUCGGACUUGGGGGAUGGCUGGAUGGCUGGGGAUGGCCAAGUAGACGAUGGUGAUGCUUGGCUAGAGUCCGAGGGGCACCCCAGGCAGUCAAUGGACGUCGAAGCGGCCCCUAAAGAUCCAGUCUUGGAGCCAACUUCUCCCGCGACAUUCAACUUAGCGAAAGAACCGAACCAAUCACAAAACCCUGUUGAGAACGGGCUUCAGGGGAAGCCUACUGCGACCGACCCCUUCGACACGAAUGAAGACGAAAACGCCGAUGCUUGGUUUGUGGAAAAGGCAGCCCAAGAACCCUUACAACCCGACAACGCACCGGCUCCAGUAGCGAAUGAUACUGAGCUUACCAAGGCCGAAUAUAACGAACCUGCUGAUUUGCAACCAGAGCACAAACCAGUGGCAGAGGUCGCGACAGCUUCAGAGACUAAAGAGCACCAAGCGCAAGAAGCCGAAGAACAGUCGAGGUCCGAAGCCGAGACAGCCAGAGAAUCAGUGCCAGAUGGACAGGAUACACAGCCUUCACACCAACUCUCUCAGCAUUCAAGCUCCAUGUCUUUCGCCCGAACCGUCUCUCACGAAAUCAGCUUCAACGACGAUGACGAGAGUGAUUGGACGCUGCCCCGAUCCAAUACCGACCAAUUCAAGUUUAUGGCGCCAACAGACCGAACGAAUUCCUUCCCCGCUGUUCCGCCGGCACAGCCUACGCGGGACCUUUUCCCUGCGCACCCGCUACCUUCUUCUCAAGCUCUCGACGUUGUCGAAGAGGCCGAGAAGAACGCUUUUGCUCAGGAUGACACGGAGGAACAAAAUAUGUUUUGGGAGAAUGACGACCCAGAAGGCAAUGCGCACGAGUCUUUCCAGACAAUUGGCGGCGACAUCGGGGAUGCUGCUACGGAAGCCUCUCAGUCUCGUUUUGAGGAAGGCCUCCCUCUGAUUCCGGCCGUCGAACAGUCGGGAAGAAAUCCUUUCAACUCCUUUGAAGAAGAUGACGCUGGCGAUGAUUUUUUUUCCAAUGUCCAACAUGGCAAAGCCACUGCUGAGGAUUUGAUGCAGCCAAUUCAGCGCAAGUCUACUCUGCAGGUCAUUGGAAACACCCUGGACAGAGAACCGAUCACACAGCAGCCCGCAUUUGAUACACUGGAUGAGCACGCCGACGAGGAUCACUAUGCCAAGGCUCUUGCAGACGCCUUCGGCUCAAAGCCCAAAGACGAAAGCCAGACUAUUGCCGCCAAAGCCCCUGCUGAUCUAUCUGCAAAGUGGCAAGAAGCAUUUGGAGCUGGGGACGACGACGAUUUUCUUCUGGAUGACACCGAAAACAAUGGCGAGGCGUUUGACCCUGCUGGUUUCUUGGGAAGCGAUGAUGAAGGCUUCCUACUGGAUGACGAUGAGGAUGCGCCGGCUGCCACCACAACAAAUGCCCCAGCACCUAUGCCGUAUCUGCCAAGUCAGGUCCCGACACCCCCCAAACCUGUUUCCUCGCCAGCAACUUCGUACGGCUAUGCCGCGCAGCCUCCGCAGCAAACACCUUACGGCGCCGCUUUUGGCUAUGCCCCAGCUGCACUACCGCGGGCAGAUGCUCCCAAAGCUGAGAGCUUUGCGGACAAGGCCAAGGGCGGGUACGCUUCACCGUAUGAUCUACCCAAUGAUCUCGUCACUAUGAAUGUUAAGCCCCGGAAGAGACCAAGCUUGCCGAGUCCUGCUCAAGAACCGACUCCUCCACCCUCAUCGGCCCCGCCGCACGCAGCGAAUGCGUAUGCGCCGCCUCCCGGGUCUGUGUCAUCGGCUCCUCCCGCUCAGGCUCCGACUUCUAGAUCCGCAAGCCGACAGGGCAGCUUCUUUGAAGAUCUGCCGAUGACGGCAAAACCCCGCCCGGCCUCGCGCCAGAGCCUCCGCGCUGCCUCGCCUAGCAAACAGUAUGGCAACCCCAGCCGGAUUACCCCCGUUGUACCUCCGCCACCUGCCAUGAACCAGCAGUACCAGCAUCCGCCAAUAGAGCGACCUGCCGCCCCUGAGAAUUCUGUAGCAAACCUGGUCACACCACCAAAGGUGAACCCAUAUGCCACCUUGCAAGGGGGAUCUGCACCACCCUCUGCGCCUGCUACCAAUGCUACCAGAUACUCACCUGCUCCCGCCCAGCAACACAAAGGAAGUUCAGCUCCUCCACCUGCGGCACCAAACCGCUUUUCUCCCGCACCUCCAUUGCCACGCCAAAACACCUCACCGACCCAUAAUGCUACUGCAUCCGCGUCCCAGACGUAUCUUCCACACUUGCCUAGAACCUCCAGCCCGUUGGCUCAGUUCGAGAUCCACCACGACAAGUCUACUACAGGUGGUGAUGCUGGCCACCUUGACAGACGUGCUAGCUAUGCACAUGAGCCGAGGCUGAAUCGCAUGUCAUCUCUUCCGUCAACUCGCGAAGUAGAUGAAGAGGAGGAGACCCAGGCCAUGACCCAGGCUGGGGCUUUCCAACAGCCACCUGCUGGUGCCCAGUACAGCCCUGCUCCUCAACAGACCCCAGGUGCACCAAAUAGCCUGCUCGCAUCACCGGAGAAGCGUAUCACUAGCAACUACCUGCCCCAAUCUGCGUUACACCAGCCUCACUUUGCUCCUCCCAUGAGAGCCCAGACGCAGUCUCCUGGCGCUACUCGAAGCAGUUUCCAACAAGCCCGCCCGACUUCUGCCCAUACGAAUGCGGCCCCAAGCUUUGGCCAAGCUGCGCAGCCGGCAACGACAAUGCCUGUACGUGGCCGCGGAGCGUCCCUUACUCUGAAUCUGGUUCCUCCUACUGAUGGCCGUGAGCACGACCCACUACAACGCUGGCAAGGUGUCCCCAUCAUCUCCUGGGGUGUUGGUGGUGCUAUGGUGACUUCGUUCCCCAAGAGUACACCACGAUACACCAUGAACCAAUCUGCGCCAACGAUGUUGAGGACCCCUGGAGAGGUCAAAGUCAAGAGCAUGAAGGAGAUUGAGCCCCUACCCCAGCAGCUUGCCCAAUUUCCAGGCCCCCUGCGAGGCAAGUCAAAGAAGAAGGACGCUUUAGCUUGGCUGUCGUCUGGAAUAACUGCAUUGGAACGAGAACUGCCUGACGUAUCUCUGACGCCCCAGCUGUCGUUGGAAGCAAAGAGAUCUAUCGAGCGACUUCUAUUAUGGAGGAUUCUCCGAGUUUUUAUUGAGUUUGAUGGGCAUUUGGAAGGCACUCCCGCAGUUGAAAAGGCAGUCCGGGAGGUUUUAUCUCCACAAGGAACUGUAGACUCCUCGCUGCCUAUUGGCUCGAGCGUCGGCCAGUUGGCCGCACUCACUGGCAUGAAAGCGGAUGAUGUUGACUCCGCCUCUGUGGAGAGCAUUAAAGACAGUUUACUCAAGGGUGACCGUGAAUCGGCUGUCUGGGCAGCUGUCGACAAGCGCCUCUGGGGGCAUGCUAUGCUCAUCGCUCAUACAACCUCGCCCGAGCUCUACGGCCGGGUGGCACAAGAAUUCGUUCGAAAGGAAGUCAACUAUCCGGGUCACAGUAACCAAUCUCUCGGUGCCUUUUACAAAGUCCUCUCUGGGAACUUUGAAGAUUGUGUUGAUGAGUUGGUUCCUGUCCACGCUCGCGCUGGCAUGCAGCUCAUGUCCACCGAAGUGGGUAUAGGAGCAACUCAAGAUGUUCUGAGUGGUUUGGAAAAUUGGCGGGAAACUGUAUCUUUGGUGCUCAGCAACCGAAGUGAAAACGAUGUCCGUGGCUUGAACGCGCUCGGGAAACUUCUCUCCGGUUAUGGUCGGGCGGAAGCGGCUCAAAUCUGUUUUAUUUUCAGCAGGUCCAUCUCCGUCUUUGGUGGCAUUGACGACCCCAAUGCCGAUUUCGUCCUGGUUGGCGCAGACCAUCACACUCAGUCAGACCAAUUUGCCAAAGAAACGGAGGCAUUGCAGCUGAGUGAGGUUUACGAGUAUGGGUUGACACUGUCUGGAGCGGCCAAUCUCGCUGCUGGUGCACCCCAUUUGGCUGGGUACAAACUUCAGCAUGCGACAGUGCUUGCCGAACAUGGUUACCGUGACAAGGCCCUGCAGUAUUGUGACGCUAUCCUCAACUCAAUGAGCGCCCAAACCCGUCGCUCGCCGUACCACCACCCUCUCCUCGAGGCCUCUGUCGACGAUUUUAUGAGACGUCUUAAACAGGCUCCAAAGGACGAUGGAACAAGCUGGAUGUCCAAGCCAAGCAUGAACAAAGUUUCUGAUAGUAUGUGGAAUAGGUUCAACAAGUUUGUCGCUGGAGACGAAGAUGGCAACGGACAACCGGGUGCCGAUGGCGAGCAUGGCCCAUUUGCUCGCAUCGCAUCUACUCCGAAUAUCAGCCGUUCACCAUCUAUCUCAAACUUUGAGACUUAUGGAACCUCACCUAGCUACGGUGCACCGGCCCUGCCGCCACAAGCCUCAGCUGCCAACUCUCGAUAUGCCCCAGCCACGACCCCUGCUGCCACCAUGACCCAGAACCCAUAUGAGUUUGUCUCACAACAGCCAGCCCCUGCGCAGCAGCAGACGAAUGGUCGUUCGUCGAACGAACACACUCGUAGCCCUUACGAGCCUAGCUAUCCUGGCGCUAGCGGUGUCAACACAGGAUAUCCUGGCUUUAACCAGAGCGCGCCCGAGUUGUUACAUCCGCCUAGCCAACCCGGAGUGUCGCCAUAUCAGCCACAUGUAUCGAAUAUUGCCACUCAACCCUACGGUCUACAACCUUCACCUAGCAUCACUGCCGAUCUCAACCCGAAUCCCAAUUAUGGCUACCAGGGAUACCAACCAACUGGCGGCUAUGAGCCGGCCCAGCCUGCCAAGACUGAGAAUCUCAAUACUAAUGAUACUGCCGAAGUUGGGUAUCAGCCACCAUCGACACAGAGUUACGAAUUUGAGCCGCCGUCGAUGCAGGCAUACGGAUACGAGCCAUCUUCCACACCCUCUCAAAGCUACGAGCCGCCAUCAGCCGAUCCGCAAGGUCACGAAACUCCUUCCGGACAGUUCCAGGCAUACGAACCAUCCUCAACGCAGUCUUAUGGCUAUGAGCCUCCCUCGUACCAGCCUGACUUGACGUAUGAUGCCGAAGAAGACGUGCCCAAGCCAAAGAAGAACUUCAUGGACGAUGACCAGGACGAAAUCCCCACCCUGAGGCCGGCAGACAGCAAUACUAAGGCUGAUCUGGACCGUGAAAACCAAGAAAUGUUCAGGAAGGUUGCCGAGGAAGAAGCCAAGCGAGCCGCAGAAGCUGCCGCAGGCAAGAAAUCCGGGGGUUGGGGCUUUGGCGGUUGGUUUGGCGCAACUAAAAAAGCAGACCUUGGAAGCGGCGAAGCGUCGCCCGCAAAGGCUAUCAGGGCUAAGCUAGGAGAAUCCAACAGCUUCGUGUAUGAUCCUGACCUGAAGCGGUGGAUCAACAAGAAGGCUGGUGCUGAGCAGACAGAGGCCCCCAAAGCGUCGGCGCCUCCGCCUAGAGGUGGUGCCCCUCGCUCUGUCAGUGGUACUCCCCCGCCCAGCGGCCCGCCUGUUGGCAGCCUGCUACGAUCAGCGUCAACCUCCAAUCUCAAGGCAGGCACAAUGCCUCCUCCCAGCGGCUUGGGGAUCAGUGCGCCGCCUCCCAUGAUGCGCUCCGAUUCCAAUGCCAGCACUGGAGACGUUUUCACGCCGCCGAGCGGACCUCCUACCCGUCCAGCCACGAGCAUCAGCAAUGCCAGCAGCAUUGAUGAUCUUCUCGGUGCUGUUGGACCUCGCAAGGCAUCUGGGAAGAAGCCUCGCAAGACUGGCCGCUACGUGGACGUCAUGGCGAAAUAG